Molecule: messenger RNA, 972 nt
Organism: Suillus subalutaceus
Lineage: Eukaryota; Fungi; Basidiomycota; Agaricomycetes; Boletales; Suillaceae
Product: glycoside hydrolase family 23 protein
Exons: 8
Coding region: 1-972 (323 amino acids)
Source: RefSeq, a predicted model, not a curated record
AUGAAGCUCAAGGUGUCGCUUCUUGCUGUACUCACCACUGUCGCCGUUGCUGUCAGCUCAGGAACUCCUAUACCAUUAGCUCCUGCAUUGUUUGCAAAUUCACCCUUAGCUUCAGCUUCUGAAUCAACUAUAGUAUUAACCACAACAUCAACCCUGACUGUGCCUGCAGCAUCGUCACCAGAUUCAGUUUCGACUACAGCAUCAACUACAGCAUCAACCACGGCUCUGCCUUCCACAUCGUCACCAACACCAACACCUACAACUUCACCAGCUCCUCAGCCCCCGACAUCGGACAAUGGACCUAGCAACAACUCUGGAGGUGGAUCAAUUGAUGGACUCGUCAACGUCAUCUCCUCCGAAGGUUGUGGAUCUAGCGGUGCAACCAAGGAAGUCACUGCAUUAAGCGGUCCCAAUGGGAAUAUCGAUUUCCUGGACUGCGGCAUCAACGGGAGCGGAUGGAACCCACCCUUGAUCAAAAUCGAGGGAAUCGUCACUGUUGACCUGUCAGCAGUCAGCGACUUUGUCUCAACAUUUGAGAAAUAUGGUAGCCAGUAUGGAAUCCCUGCUAUUCUCCUCGCGUCUUUUGCCAUGCAGGAGAGUUCAUGUAACUCGAGCAUCGUUGGUGGAGCUGGUGAGCAAGAUUUGAUGCAGCUCACCAGCGACAAAUGCGUUGGUGCUCCUAAUGGUGAUUGCCUGGACGUUGAUUUCAAUAUCGGUGCUGGCGCCAAAUUCUUCUCGCAGCUGCUCGAUGAAAAUGAUGGUGACCUCCUCUCCUCCAUUGGUCAUUACAAUGGCUGGUUCCAGGGAAUGACUUAUGCGGAUGCAACCGCUGCUGCCCAUGGCGCUGACUGCAGGGAGCAGAACAACCUCGACUACUUGCACCAGUUCUUGAAUGGUUGGUGCCAGAACAUCAAUGCCUAUCAGCACGACCCUCCUCUUGGCAAAUACUUUAACUUGAAUGUCUGCUUCUAA